Molecule: messenger RNA, 3656 nt
Organism: Nicotiana tabacum (common tobacco)
Lineage: Eukaryota; Viridiplantae; Streptophyta; Magnoliopsida; Solanales; Solanaceae
Source: RefSeq, a predicted model, not a curated record
CUAUUAAAGGCAAGUUAGAUUAUGAUCUCCACAACCAAAUUUAAAAUUUGACCCAAAGUUUGUUUAAAAUGUUCAACUUUCUCACUCUGUUUUUGAACAAUAGGUAUUCUUCCUCCUCUAACGAUUGAAGACAAUCUUAACAAAACAGAUCAAUUAAUUUAGUAACAAACUACAUUUUAAUAUCUGAUAAGCACUAAAUUACAAAUAUAGCUUAAAACCUUUUAGCCUGUUUGCAUUAAAAGUCUCAGCGAUGGCAAUUUGGUGCCGGAAUAUAAGCAGCUUAAGGAGGUCUGCAAUAAACAGGCAGCUAAGCCAUCUCAUUGCACCAUAUGUUUCUGGUCAACCAAUACGUUGUCGUUCGACCAAGAUUUCUGAUGCUCCUCCAGACAUACGUAGAGUGAACAAGAACAUCACGAACUUAAUUCGAAAUGGUCGAGUAGAGGAUGCCAGAAGAUUAUUCGGUAUGUUAACGCAUCGAAAUACGGUUACGUGGAACUCAAUGAUUAGUGGGUACGUGCAACAACGUGAGAUUGUAAAAGCAAGAUACCUGUUCGAUAAAAUGCCGCAGAGAGAUGUUGUCUCCUGGAAUGUAAUGAUUUCUGGUUAUCUGUCCUGUCGACAUUUGGAGGAAGGUAGAAAAUUGUUCGAUGAAAUGCCUAGCAGAGACUUCGUUUCCUGGAACACGAUGAUUAGUGGGUAUGCUAAAGCUGGAAAAAUGAAUGAAGCACUGAAGCUUUUUAACUGUAUGCCUGAUAAGAAUGUCGUGUCCUGGAAUGCUGUUAUUUCUGGAUUUUUGCGUAACGGGGAUGUGAAAACUGCUGUAGAAUAUUUCAAGAGAAUGCCGGAGAGGGAUUCAGCUUCUCUUGGUGCACUUGUAUCGGGUUUGAUCCAGAAUGAGGAAUUGGAUGAGGCUGAAAAUGUUCUUUAUGAAUUUGGAGAAAGCAAUGAUGGGACAGAAGAUUUGAUUCAUGCUUAUAACACUUUGAUUGCUGGAUAUGGUCAGAAAGGAAGGGCUGGUGAUGCUAGACGCCUUUUUGAUAAAGUUCCUUCUUAUAGUAGUGCUCAAGGAAUUAGCAGAAAGAAGAGAUUUGAGAGAAAUGUGGUAUCAUGGAAUUCCAUGAUCAUGGCUUAUAUCAAAGCCGGAGAUAUGGUUUCUUCAAGAGAGCUUUUUGAUCAGAUGACNCUUAUAUCAAAGCCGGAGGAUACAUUUUCAUGGAACACAAUGGUUAGUGGCUAUGUUCAUGCCUCAAAUAUGGAUGAAGCAUCAAACCUGUUCUCUAAAAUGCGAAAUCCUGAUGUACUAUCAUGGAAUUCAAUAAUCUCUGGAUAUGCACAGACGGGGAAGUUGGAAUUGGCCCGUGAUUAUUUUGAAAGGAUGCCCCAGAAGAAUCGGGUUUCUUGGAAUUCCAUGAUCUCUGGGUGUGAAAGAAAUGCAGACUAUAAAGGAGCAAUAAAGCUUUUCAUGGAGAUGCAACAGGCAGGAGAGAAACCUGAUAGGCACACACUCUCCUCACUUCUAAGUGUUUGUGCUGAAACUGUGGCUUUGUUUCUGGGUAUGCAGAUUCAUCAGUUAGUGUCAAAGACUGUUAUACCAGAUAUACCUUUAAACAAUUCCUUAAUAACUAUGUACGCAAGAUGUGGUGCAAUACAUGAAGCAAGGACAAUUUUUGAUAAUAUGAAAUUUCAAAAAGACGUAAUCUCAUGGAAUGCAAUGGUCGGAGGAUACGCAUCUCAUGGUUUUGCAUUUGAAGCCCUAGAGCUUUUUGAAUUAAUGAAGUGCCUUAAAGUGAGGCCAACUCGCAUCACGUUCAUUUCAGUUCUGAAUGCGUGUGCUCAUGCUGGUUUAGUGGAACAAGGUCGGUUAUAUUUUAAAUCAAUGGACUCUGAAUUUGGCAUUAAACCUGAGGUUGAGCAUUUUGCCUCCCUUGUAGAUAUUGUUAGCCGCGACGGACAGCUUGAGGAGGCCAUGAAAGUGAUUAACACUAUGCCAGUGGAGCCAGAUAAGGCUGUCUGGGGUGCAGUAUUAGGUGCUUGUAGGGUGCACAACAAUGUUGAGUUUGCGCGAAUAGCAGCUGAAGCGCUAAUGCGCCUGGAACCGGAGAGUUCAGGCCCUUAUUGUUUGCUAUAUAACAUGUAUGCCGAUGCUGGAAGGUGGGAUGAUGCGAACGGAAUCAGAGUGUUGAUGGAAACGAAUAAUAUAAGGAAGGAACCCGCUUAUAGCAGGAUGGGCUCAGCUUCCUCAUAGUGAUUUCUCAAAUUAUAAAUUUUGGUUACACGAAGAAUUUGUACCGAGUUGUCUAUUUUGGGGUUUAAAUCAUUUGAAGGAAAUGUCAUGUACAUCCUGCUGAGCAUUUGCAAUAUUCCUUGCUAUGACUAAUAAUUCGACAAUGCUGUUAAACCCCUAUUGAUGUUUUGGAGCAUUUAUGUCUGCAGUUUAAGUGCUGGAGUUCAAAAAAUUGGGGAUAGUGAAUACAGUGGGGCAGAAGCUUGUUUCAUGAAGAAACACCAUGAACACAGGCAUGGACUCUACUGAUAACAUCGCAUGAUCGCCAGGCACACUGUUCUCUGACAUCAAGCAUUUCGACCUGAACAAUCAGAAAAUAGAUCAAAGCUUAUCAGGAUGGAGGACGUUAACAUCAAUCAAAAUGCUCCAACUCCUAGACGCUGUAUUCAAAUAACUGAAGAGCUGUGGGGUUUGAGGAUGAUACUGAGAAGCUAAUUCAUCUACUGACUAGAGAAACAGAGGAAUCGGAUACUAUCUCCAUUGUUGGCAUGCCUGGUCUAGGGCAAGACAUCUUUGGCCACAAAGAUAUCCAAAGAUUCUUCUAUGUUUUCUCGCUUUGAUAUUCGAGUGGUGUAUUAUCUCGCAAACAUAUAAUCUGAGAAAGCUAUUAAUUAACAUCUUUGGGCAAGUCACAGGUGUUAAGCACCAUGUGCACCCCAAUGACGAUAUAGCUGAUAUGUUGCGCAGAUGUCUGAUGGGCAAAAGAUUUCUCAUUAUCCUGGAUGAUAUAGGAUGUCGAAGCAUGGGAUGAGUUAAGAUUAUGUUUCCAAUUGGUGGAAAUGGAACCAGAAUUAUGUUAACAAGUCGAUUAGAACAAGUGGCAGAGGAAGUCAUGAGACAUAAUGGUUCUUAUAGUCUUCAAUUCAUGACUAGGGAUGAGAGUUGGAAAUUGUUGCAGAAGUAUUUGGAAAGGAAACUUGCCCCCUGAACUCCGAGCAUUCGACUACAAGUUGCACAAUAUUGUUACGGACUGCCUCUUACAGUUGUCUUGAUUGGCGCAAUCAUUGCAAAGAAAAGAAACUGGCUCAGAUGGUGUGAAGUUGCAAAUAAUUUGAAGUCCGAUGUUGGUGUAGUUGAAAAUGAGAGCAGCUUGGCAGUUAAAUUAAGUUACUGUAUUUACCGGUUCAUUUAAGACAUUGUCUUCUAUCUAUGGAAUACUUCGAGAGGAUGCAAAAAUUAGAGUACCCCGAUUGAUGUUACUCUGGAUAUCCGAAGGGUUCGUUCAAUGUAGUGAUGAAAGAAGAUUUGAGGAGGCAGAAUGUUACUUGAUGGAUAUAAUUUCUUGUAGCCUAGUGAUGGCAAGUUGAAAUACUUGCAAAUUCAUGAUCUAGUGGGUGACGUGCUUAAACAAAGCCAAAGAAAAAAGUUUAUG